GCACAAUACAACAAAGCACCUUGCAAUUAGUCAUGAAAUUGAUAAAAUGUUCCCAAUAAUGACAAAAUCGGAUAUUAGCAACUUGCGUCGACACUAGGAUUAUGUGAGCGUUAUUGGAAACAAACAAUAGGUAGAGUGCGGCUGUUUUAUUUAUAGUGGUAUGGAAAACUUGAAGAUUAGUUUGAAUGAGAGCUUCAAGGUGAAUAUCUCGAACACUACAAAUAUGUUUUUAUCUACGCCUUCUAUUUCCACGGUGAUCGCUAUGUUUGUGUGUGGAAUGUUUGGAAACUUAAUGGCAAUUUUUGUUUUAGUGAGGACAUCGAAGCGCCAUAAAUGGAAGAAUUUCUAUCGCCUUGUGGGAGCUCUGGCCAUAACAGAUCUUUUCGGGAUUUUAGCAUCUACCCCUCUUGUUCUUGUUAACUACCAUAACAAUUUUCAUUGGGUUGGAGGGCAACCGACUUGUGACUAUUUCUCCUUUGUCUUGAUCUUUGCUGGUUUGACUACGAUUUUUUUAAUUUCGUUCAUGUCGCUAGAAAGAUUUCUUGCCGUGUGUUUGCCGUAUUUCUACAAACGUUCCAUCACCAAAGAAAGGGUGAACAUUGCCAUUGUGUUGCUCUACCUUAUAUCUACCACAAUGGCUGUAAUGCCUAUUCUAGGAUUCGGUGAAAAUGUUAACCAUUUUCCUGGUUCUUGGUGUUUUUUCGACUUCUUUGGACAAUCAUUACUGCAGAACAUCUACUCCUAUUUCUACGCCUCUACAGGGCUGCUUUUGAUUUCCUUGACUGCUGUAUUUAAUGUGAUUUUGAUAGUGACCCUUGCACGUGAAAUUCGACGAAAAGAAUUACAAGACAGAAACAGUAGCAUUCACAGUACAUGUUCCAGAAGGCGGAAACGAAAUGAUAUCUACUUGAUGGUUUUUCUCACAGCUAUUUUGAUUGUUUUUGGAAUAUUUUAUUCCCCAUUAAUGGUAAGAGUUGUUUUAAAUCAGUCAGGAUGGACUUCCUUAUGUGAAUCUUGUGAUCUUCUUGCCAUUAGGUUGGCAUCGUUCAAUCAAAUUUUGGAUCCAUGGGUAUAUAUUUUACUGCGAAGGGAAAACAUCAUAUGUUUUGUGAAACGCACAAGAAGAUUUAAGUUAACAUUCAUGCGUAGUUUGUCCAGCAUUCACAGCUACGGAAGUGAAAGAAUGGCAAUCAUCAGAAGAAGCUUACGUCACCGGAAGUCAUCACACAAAGCAACUAAUGAGAAUGAGGUGGAAGUUAAUGAUAACUUGAUGUCCAAAUAUAAUUUUCACGAAACAGACCAAGAACAAAAUGUGAAAGAUGUAGAUUAUCAUUGCCAAUUAUACAAUAAACUAGAGCAAAUCUCGUUGCAAAGCAACGAGAGGUCUUCCAUCGGAGCUGUGUGACAUAAAAACCUUGAACUACCUGUUACCAAUAUUUUAUCAUACAACAAAAUUAUGAUAGCAUAAUAUUCAGACUGAAGAGAAUAAUUCAUCGAAUUAUUUAUACAUACAAAUCAAAUAAAUUGCUCUCAAAUCUUGAA
Messenger RNA from Ostrea edulis (European flat oyster), 1542 nucleotides. Its product is annotated as prostaglandin E2 receptor EP4 subtype-like. The record is from RefSeq and is a predicted model, not a curated record. Bases 161 to 1405 code for a protein of 414 amino acids. The transcript has 2 exons. Gene Ontology annotation, biological process: positive regulation of cytosolic calcium ion concentration; adenylate cyclase-activating G protein-coupled receptor signaling pathway; inflammatory response. Gene Ontology annotation, cellular component: plasma membrane. Gene Ontology annotation, molecular function: G protein-coupled receptor activity. NCBI's taxonomy places the organism in Eukaryota, Metazoa, Mollusca, Bivalvia, Ostreida, Ostreidae.